AUGGCUUUGGGCAUUGUACCUUGCGAGCUUCAGGCGGGAGCCGUGCAAGCCCCGUGCAAGCCAACUGAAGACGAGCCUGCCAAUUCCGUCAGGCUUGUGGUCCAAUGCAGCACCAGUGCGCUUAGCGAACCCUGGAGACCAACGGUUUCCAAGAGCAUCCAGCUGCCUGGCUCGCGCUUCGCAAAGCUCAGCGGAAGCGCUUCUGCAGAUGCUUCUCACACCGAAACGCUCAGGAAAUCUGCGAACCGCAGCAAGUGGCGGCACGCUGAGCACGUUCUACGCUGGCGACGCCGCCUGCAAGAAACGACGACCUUAUCAACACAGACAUUUCCAGGUGAGUGGCCAAAUGCGCAUCCAGUGUUUCAAUUGGGUGAGUACUCACUUUCCGUACCACGUGCCGUCAUGUGCGCGAUGCGCCCGUUCGCAUGCUUUGCGUUGCCCUCAUGUGAAGUGCACCCAGCCCAGACGCUGCCAUGGUGCGAAGGCUUCAAUACGAAGCGCUCGGAGCUGUGCGUGGGGCAGGGCCAGUCCGUUCUGCAGGAGGAGAAUCUUUUGCCAAACUUUUGCCCAAAUCUUCGAGCAUGGUGUGUUGCUUGGGAAGUAUCCGCCAGGAGACCCGACAUCGAUCCGUGCAUCUAUGAUGUCUCGGAGUGCUUUGGAGUCUCGCAGGGCUCGUCCUGCAGGGUGCGCUGCAAAGCGCCUUAUCUUGGAGCGUCGUCGAUUGCGCUGUGUCCAGCAUCUGGAACCUCGGGCGAGGAGGCGAACCUGAGCUUCCAGCUGCCGAACUGCGUUGCGGCUUUGGAGCAAGACAAGGUAUCGUGCCCGAAUCCGGCGACAAUCCCAUCGGGCUACCUUCAGGUGCAGGAGACGGGGCAGUGGACCUGCCGAGACGGUUAUUACGGGGAGGCGGUGAGAGAGUGCACUCUGCUACGGGUUGGCGACACAUGCGUCCUGCAGGCUGUCUUCUCUGGCUGUUUGCCUCUUCUGCCAUGCCGUCGACCCGAUCCUGCUUCUGAUUUUCAAGAUGCCGUGUCUGACGUCCCUUCCUGUGGCUUCGAUACCAGCGGCUGUGAAAACGUUCAGCCUGGCGCAUCGUGUCAGAUUCACUGUCAGGAGCCCUUUAUGGGCACUAGCGUUACUGCUGCGUGUCCCAGCACGAACACGGAUCCAGAUGCCCAGCUGAUCUACACUCGGCCGCCAUGCCAGAAACGUUGCCCCAGCUCAGCAAUACAGGAAGUGGGGCCUGGUUACAAUCACGACUUCGAUCGAGACCGCUGGUCCUGUGCAGAGGGCUUCACCGGCCAAGCCGUGAAGCUUUGUGAGAUCGACGACCAGUGCGGGCGGAACGUGAGCCUGACUGGCUGCGCAGAACUUCGGCCCUGCCAAGCUCCAACGCUGGAUUCCUGCAGGUACGACUGGUCAAGUUGUGGCGAUUUUGCGCCCGGGACCAGCUGCCGAAUUGCUUGCCGCACGCCAUUCGAAGGUGAAGGCUUUCCGGCUUUUUGCUGGGCCAACAACUCGGAUUCCAUGGCGCCCCUGAACUUCGAGGUGCCCUGGUGCAACUUGAAUUGCCCUGACCCGCUUCCGCUGCCAGAGGGCUACACCAGGCAAGCGACAGGCUACAGAUGCGACGUGGGCUACACAGGCAUUGUGGAUCGAUCCUGCAGCGUGGCGCCAGAGGAUUGCUCAUGGGAGGUAACGUUUGCUGGCUGCGACAAGCUUGUGAGCUGCAAGGCUCUGCCUGAGCCGGAGGACAGGUGUCAGUUCGAUGUGGAGGACUGUCAGAGACCAGUCCCUUUGGGACAAAGCUGCGAAACUCGCUGCCGCGAGCCCUACAUCGGCCUGAGCUCGCAGAGCAAGUGCCCGACGAGGAACACGGAUCCCGAGAGGACUGUGGACUUUCUCCCGCCCAGCUGCGCAGUUCCCGACUGCCCGGAGCCAGUGCCCCGUGGCUAUGCGAAGACGGAGAAUGGCUGGCAAUGUGCUCCGGGAUAUGGGGGAACAGUGCUCAGCAGCUGCACAACAUGUGGGAGGCUGGUGCUUCGAGGCUGCACGCCGGCCAUUCCCUGCAAGCCGGUAGAAGUCGAGGACCCUUGCCGCUAUAACACCACAGACUGCUCCACCCCCCUCGGUGCCGGUGAGUCGUGCAUGAUUACCUGCGGCAAUGCCUACCAAGGGGAGCCAACGUUUGCGACAUGCCCUGCCGACAAUGUCGAUCCCGAGCGUCAAGCUGACAUCGAGCGCCUGCCUGGUUGCAGCCUCUACUGCGGGGAUCCAGACCCCCUGCCCGAAGGUUACGUGAUGCAGGUUGACAUCGGGGGCGGGCGACGGUUCGAAUGUGCUGCUGGCUACAUCGGUCAAGCCGAGAGCGAAUGCCUGCUCCUGGAUGGUUGCACAACGACCUUGCAACUUUCUGGUUGCCUGAAACUCCAGCCUUGCCUGCCUUUGCAGCUGCAGCUGCCUCAUUCCGAGCGCUACGAGAUAGAAGGUUGUGACAGCGUCCAGCCGGGCCAGAGCUGCUUGGUCCGAUGCAGCGAUCCCUGGACGGGUCCGGAGGCUUUGGUCAGAUGCCCGGAAAACAAUCUUGACCCGAACCAGCCACUGAUCGUGCCCGAGGACUGGUACCUGGACAGGCAUGGUGUCAUGUACAACAGCCUCUGGCCGCCGAAGUGCUCUUUACGAUGUGACUCGCUCAGCCCAGGCUACGAGAAGGUCCUCGGCGGCAGGUGGAGAUGCGCGCCUGGCUUCAUCGGGGAGGCCGUGACAAAGAGCUGCCACCAGCGUGGCGCCUGUGACCAGGCAGUUUCCCUCGAGGGCUGCAGAGAGCUACUGCCGUGUACCAUCCCGGGCCUGGAUGCGUGCAAGUACGAUGUCAGUGACUGUGGAGGGUUUCAGCGCGGCACUAGCUGCGAGGUGAAGUGCCGGGCGCCCUUCAACGGUACCGCCCGCAUGAUGCACUGUCCGCAAAACAAUACAGAGCCUGAAGGAGGUCUCAUCGGGGAGUUGCCAGACUGUGAGAUUGAGGAGUGCAUGGAUCCUGUGCCAAUUCCUACGAACUACGAGCCGAUCGAUGCAGCCGCGGGGCUGUGGAGUUGUGCUGCAGGCUACACAGGACUCGCUCAGAAGCAAUGUGUCGCCGAACUCACAGAGGAGCCGGAGAACAGGCUGAAGCAGGACCGCUACAACCAGUAUGGGAUGCUGCAGCCAGAGUGUGCUGUACGAGGCUUCCUCGAGGGCUGCGUCGUAGCCGAGCCCUGUGCGCAAUUUGUCAUCGAGGACACUUGCAUGUUCGCUGCUUCAUCCUGCAACGCACAAAUCGUGGAGGGCCGUCUGGUGAUUGCAGCUCUCCAGCCGGGUGAAAGUUGCGAGGUGAGUUGCAAGGCUCCGUACCAGGCGCAGAGCAGUCUGGUGCAGUGCCCAUCGACGAACACAAACGUUACAACCCCUCCAGUCUGGACCCCGCCAGAUUGUGAGCUGGGUUGCCCAAAUGUGGCGCCUCCACCUGGCUAUGUCCAUGACUCUUUCGAUGGGUCACCAGAUUCAUGGGAUUGGAAUGCCACCGACGAGUUGGAGGUUGGCGACUGGACGUGCGCAGAAGGUUUCACAGGCAAUGCAUUGAGGACUUGUCGGCUGCUGAGCGGAUGUUCAAGUGAAACGAUCUUCAGCGGAUGCUCUAGGCUCCUUCCAUGCCGGCCAUUUCUGACACAAGCUUGCGGAGUGAACGACCCGAAGCUGCAGAUUCAGGCUCUCCUCGGCUUCGCAACGGAUCGAAUGCACGGGCCACAUUACGGCCAUUACGAUAAGAACACGGAGUCGCAUUCUUGGAAUGCACGGGCCUGGGCAUGUCUGCUGCAGCUUGCAGCUGUGGGCCAUGUGGGCGGUCCUUUCAUGGCCUCUUGCCCCGCCGAGAACACGCGACCUGGAAGGCAGCUCGACUUUGCAUCGGGGCCGCCGAUUUGUGAAAGGAUAUUUCCCGAAGGCGGUUGCUACGACCCAGUCCAGCCACCACCAGGCUACGUUCGACCCAGCAACACGAGCAACUGGACCUGCGCAGAAGGCUUCGUGGGCUCUGCCCAGGAGGUCUGUGAACAGCCGACGGGCGACUGCGGCAGCGAGCUGCAGCUGCGGGGAUGCAUCGAGCAGCAGCCCUGCAAGCUUCUGGAGCUGGACAGCUGCUACUUCGAAGCCAUAGGCUGUGCAGGGCUCAUGGGCGGUGAGUCUUGUCAGAUCCACUGCCGUUCACCAUCGAUUGGCACGCCAGUUUGGGCAACGUGUCCUGUGGCAAAUGUGGACCCCGACCAGGAGCCCACAUUUACACCGCCAGUUUGCAGCAUCCCCGAUUGUGACCUCCCAGAUGAGUUUCCAGCGGGCUAUGAGAUGCAGGAGGACAUCCAGAACGGGACCAUCUUCUGCGCAGAGAAGUUCGCCGGUCGGCCGGAGGUCCAUUGUAAAGGCGUGCAGAUGUUGCAGCGAUGUCAGAUGCAGGUGACCUGUGUCUUCGAAGAUGACUGCAGCACCGGGGCUCGUUUGUCGGGCUGCCUGCUGGCCCGGCCAGCCUGGACGCGUGCAGGCACAGCAUCAACCUCUGUCUGGUCGGGGCCUCGGCUAAUGCCUGGCAGCGCUGCCAGAAUCCAACAGCUGAAGGACGGACCUUUGUUGGAUGUGCCUGGCGGUAAUGACGGCUUCCAGACGGUGAAGCCUGGCGGAGAGUGCCAAGUGAGCUGUCGCGGUGCUUUCGUUGGUAGGGCAACGGUGGGAAGAUGCCCUCUGAACAACACCGACCCUUCACAGCCACUGAUCUACGAUCCACCUCUGGCAUGCGAGUGUCCAGAUGAUCUGUCUCCAUGGCCAGAAGGCUACAAUCAAACUGGGGUUAUCAGCAACGACGGGCCCGAGCAGGAAGGCAGCUGGUACUGUGAAGAAGGCUAUGGUGGAGUUCCUGAGGUGAUGUGCGCCGUUGACGCUGGAUGCCAGCCGGAGCUCAUGUUUGAGGGAUGCGCAACUCUGCAAACAUGCAAGCCGAUGAACCUCACCGUUCCCCAAUGCCAGUAUGACAUCUCGAAUUGCACUUCGCGGCUGGAUGGGGGUGAGACCUGCGAGGUUCUUUGCAGGCUCCCAGCUGUUGGAGACGGUGUCGUUGCAUUUUGCCCCGACGACAACACAGUUCCUGAUCAAGAGCUGAUGGCGACAGAGCUCGACCCUGUGACCGGAGCGACGAUCUAUCGGCCUUUUCAGUUUCCCGUAUGCGAGACUCCGUCAUUCUGCCCGGAUCCGGAUCCUCUACCUCCGGGCUAUGUCAGGACUGGAACAGAGGGCGGAGCAGCUGAGGAGAAUUACGCGUGCGCCGAGGGCUAUUCCCCAUCACCGCGAGUCAAGCGGAGUUGUGUAAUGUCGAACAGCUCCGAUCCUCUGUCGGCGUGUUUGCUGGAGCCUCUCUUCGAAGGAUGCCCUCCCAUCGUGAACUGCAGUGGAAUUGACGAGCGCAUGAUCGACACCUGCCGAUACGACGUCUCUGAUUGUCCCGAAUUCUUCGAGCCAGGCAGCACAUGCGAGGUUUCCUGCCGAGAGCCCUUCUACAUUGGCACCGGCGCGGCUUUGGCGACCUGCCCCAGCGACAACACAGACCCAGAGAAGCAAAUCGAGUUUCCUGCGGACUUGGUAUGCACGAAGGCUUGCCCGGAGCCAGAUCCUGUGCCUGCGGGGUACGAGAAGGUGAACGGCGAAUGGCGAUGUGCGGCCGGUUACCUCGGGUCUGCUAUCGCCGAGUGCUUCGUCGACUCAAUCUUCAGCAGCAGCACAAGAACAGUUGUCUGCGUGGGUCGCGUGGAGCUCACCGGCUGUGAUCCUAUGGCAUCUUGCCAGCCACCCACCUUGGAUGUGUGCAUAUACGACGUUUCAGACUGCAUCGAUGUGAUCGGCGGGACAAACUGCUCGAUUCGAUGCCGGAGCCCGCCCUAUGAGGGCACUCCGACGAAUGCUUCUUGUCCCUACGGGAAUCUCGAUCCUUUCCGCGUGGUAGACUUCGAGCCGCCCAGUUGUGAGCUGCGUUGCCCGGUGCAAGAGGUACUGCCAGAUGGUUACAACUACAGCAAUGGGAGCUAUGUCUGCCUUGACUCAUGGUUUGGGUCUGCAACUGCGGAGUGUGUCGCCAAUGAGGAGGACUGCUCAUUUGGCAUCGUUUUGUCAGGUUGUGGGCAGAGCUCGCCUUGUGUCGGUGUGACGUCCAACACUACCGGCGGAUGCUAUUUUGACGUCUCGCCUCAGGCUUGCUUGGCGGAGGACCCAACGUUCCCUCAGGCCAACUUCGGACGUGGCCCGGGAGGCAGCUGCACGGUGAGCUGCCGGCCCCCAUGCUCCGCUCCGGAAGGAGAGCAGACGUUGAUCUGUCCGGCUUCAAACCUCAAUGCACAACUGCCGCUUCAGGGCAUUCUUCCAAACUGCUCCUUCGAUUGCGAUCCUACGGACCGAAAUGGGGGCUAUGUGAAGGGGGCCGACGGAGAGUGGCUUUGUGCUCAAGGUUUCGCCGGCGAGGUGGUCCAUCUUUGCAUGGCUGGUGAAGUCUGCGCGGAUCAGUUGACCCUCACUGGUUGCGCACCGCAGCAGCCAUGCCUACCACCAAUCAUCGAAGACACUCCGUGUAUCUUCGACGUCUCGGAGUGCGAAGGUGUUCCGGCUGGAGCGUCCUGCUUUGUGCGUUGUGCAGCGCCCUAUUACCUGGGAAGCAUCAGGCCUGCCUCUUGCUCUGUCAACAACACACGCCUUGACGGCCGUGCAGAGCUUUCGGUUCGACCAGUGUGCACUUGGAAUCCGGCGGAAUCGUGUCCUGAUCCGCCAGUUUGGCCGGCUGGCUACACUUUUGAUGACCAGACUGGUGUCUGGAUCUGCGCACCUGGUUAUGUGGGAACCGCUAUUCGGCAAUGCGCACUGCGGCUCGCAAGCCCCAACUCCGCACAGUGCAUUCCGGAGGCGACCUUUCUCGGCUGCCUCCCUCUGACACCGUGCAUCGAGCCCAUUGUGAGGGACUGCACGUACAACACGACGGCAGCAGCGAACCUGACGCCUGGUUCGACCGGCCUGAUCUACUGCAAUGUCCCUUAUGAUGGAGUCCCAGGCAUCGCGCAAUGCCCGAUCGACAACAACCAAGAGGGCCAGGAGCCGCCGUAUGUGCUCCCUGAUUGCUUUCACGCAUGCCCGCCAACAGCUGGAGAUCCGGUUCCGCCUGGUUUCAGCUGGCAGCCAGAACCGAAGGAAUGGGUCUGCGACAACGGCUACCGGAGCCCAGCCGAGGUGAACUGCACCACCAACAUCGCGUGCGAAUGGAAGCUCGACUUCGGUGGCUGCGAGAAGCUAGAGCCGUGUGCAGACUUGAACAUGACGAGCUGUGUGGUGGAUGGAGAUGCAUGCGUGGAUAUGGACUACGGGGACACCUGCACUCUUAGUUGCAGGGCGCCGUUCUUCGUGGGUGUCAGCACGAUCGCUUCCUGCCCCUCCGACAACAUCGACCUUGAGCUGCAGGCUUCUGAAAUGCCAGUGGAGCUGGAGGAUAGAAAGAGCCAGUACAUUCUCGGCCACUUUGCCCUGCGAGGUAAGGCGCCGGAUCCCAGGACUCAGCCUCCCUGCUUCUACGACACCUCUUUGUGUCACUCCAUCCCGGCUGGAAGCAGCUGCACUAUUUCCUGUUUGGCACCAUACAGCGGCAGUGAGGGCCGAGGAAGCUGUCGUGUAAACAAUACGGAUCCACACAGGCGCGUGUCGCAUAGCAGACCAUCCCACUUCCGAAGUAGACCGGGAUGCAUGCUGGCUUAG
Molecule: messenger RNA, 7806 nt
Organism: Symbiodinium sp. CCMP2456
Lineage: Eukaryota; Dinophyceae; Suessiales; Symbiodiniaceae
Source: the annotation of a GenBank genome assembly